Sapajus apella (tufted capuchin) is the source of this 3406-nucleotide messenger RNA. RefSeq names its product visual system homeobox 2 (gene VSX2). The record is from RefSeq and is a predicted model, not a curated record. Gene Ontology annotation, cellular component: nucleus. NCBI's taxonomy places the organism in Eukaryota, Metazoa, Chordata, Mammalia, Primates, Cebidae. The coding region runs from base 374 to 1567 and encodes 397 amino acids. The transcript is spliced from 6 exons. Gene Ontology annotation, biological process: regulation of transcription by RNA polymerase II. Gene Ontology annotation, molecular function: sequence-specific double-stranded DNA binding; DNA-binding transcription factor activity, RNA polymerase II-specific.
GCCACUCUGCUUCCCGGAUCUGAACCUGAACCUGAACCUGGUUGUCUCACCUCGGCCCCUGGGGUCCCUGCCCAUGGGCGUCGUGCAGAGCCUAUCCGAUGCUCGACCCAGCACCUUGGCCCCUCGACACUGCCUGCGGCGGGAGCUGCCAGCUUUUUGGAAUUCCUAAUCGCUCCUGGCCCCGGUGAUUGGCUGCUCAGCUCUGACCCCACUUUGGCUGCCGCCUGGUUGGAUAAAAGGGGAAUCUCCUUGGGCUCCAGAGCAUUAGACACCGGAGGGGGCACCUGGGACCAACUCCGCGAAGCAGGGAGCCCGGCGGGGGGGUGGGGUGAGCUAAAGACCUGCGGCCUCAGCCCCUCCAAAGAACCGGGAGAUGACGGGGAAAGCAGGGGAAGCACUGAGCAAGCCCAAGUCCGAGACAGUGGCCAAGAGUACCUCGGGGGGCGCCCCGGCCAGGUGCACCGGGUUCGGCAUCCAGGAGAUUCUGGGCUUGAACAAGGAGCCUCCCAGCUCCCACCCGCGGGCUGCGCUCGACGGCCUGGCCCCCGGGCACUUGCUGGCGGCGCGCUCAGUGCUCAGCCCCGCGGGGGUGGGCGGCAUGGGGCUUCUGGGGCCUGGGGGGCUCCCCGGCUUCUACGCGCAGCCCACCUUCCUGGAAGUGCUGUCCGACCCGCAGAGCGUCCACUUGCAGCCAUUGGGCAGAGCAUCGGGGCCGCUGGACACCAGCCAGACGGCCAGCUCGGAUUCUGAAGAUGUUUCCUCCACCGAUCGAAAAAUGUCCAAAUCUGCUUUAAACCAGACCAAGAAACGGAAGAAGCGGCGACACAGGACAAUCUUUACCUCCUACCAGCUUGAGGAGCUGGAGAAGGCAUUCAACGAGGCCCACUACCCAGAUGUCUAUGCCCGGGAGAUGCUGGCCAUGAAAACAGAGCUGCCGGAAGACAGGAUACAGGAUAUGGCAUUCUGGAAGUCCCUGCCAGCUAUCAGCCCUGGGGAAGAGAAGGUCUGGUUCCAGAACCGCAGAGCCAAGUGGAGGAAGCGGGAGAAGUGCUGGGGCCGGAGCAGUGUCAUGGCAGAGUACGGGCUCUACGGGGCCAUGGUGCGGCACUCCAUUCCCCUGCCUGAGUCCAUCCUCAAGUCUGCCAAGGAUGGCAUCAUGGACUCCUGUGCCCCGUGGCUACUGGUUCAAGAUGGCUUUCCCAGGCGCUUUUCUAAACCCGAAUACCAACAAUUCUUUUUAGGGAUGCACAAAAAGUCGCUGGAGGCAGCAGCCGAGUCGGGGAGGAAACCCGAGGGGGAACGCCAGGCCCUGCCCAAGCUCGACAAGAUGGAGCAGGAGGAGCGGGGCGCCGACGCUCAGGCGGCCAUCUCCCAGGAGGAACUGAGGGAGAACAGCAUUGCGGCGCUCCGGGCCAAAGCUCAGGAGCACAGCACCAAAGUGCUGGGGACUGUGUCUGGGCCGGACAGCCUGGCCCGGAGUACCGAGAAGCCAGAGGAGGAGGAGGCCAUGGAUGAAGACAGGCCGGCGGAGAGGCUCAGUCCACCGCAGCUGGAGGACAUGGCUUAGGUCAAGGGGUGUUCAGAUGCCGGAGCCCCAAGACUCUGCUCUCCUCGGGGCCUGUGGUGCUGGGAGGUACUCUCUGAGGCAAGACCCAGGCCUGGCCUCUGCCAUCCUCUUUGCCCCCACAGGCCCUCCAUCACCCCUGGUGGCUGCAGGCACAGCUGAGUUCCGACUCUGGACCAUGCUGAGACAUCCCUGAUCUAGUCUUGACCUCUCCAGCAUCCCAGCCUCAGACGCCUUCUUGCUGCCCACAACAUCCCCUCAAGCCCCUUUUCCCUCAAUCCCUUUGCAACGAUCACUGGUUUUGGCCACCCUUUGCUCUCUGUUCUCUUGCUUUAAAGAACCCUCCUUCCCAGCUGUACAUCCUUUGUGGAUUCUGCUCUGCCCAUGCCUAAAGCCCAUUGCUGCAAAUGCAUCGUGCGUUGCCUGCCACAGCUGUGACGCAGACGGAGGACUGGAACUGCAGCUCCAGCAUUCUGAGCACCCCAGUCCUCAGCAAAAGUCUUCUCCUCACUCAGCCUGUUCCUCCCUGCAGACCUGGCUGGGCCUGGGCUUCCGAAGUGUGAAGACACCACCCUGCAGGCCCAGGCAGACACAGCCUUUCCCCCACCCAUCAGUGGAGUACAGAUGGCAGGCUACACUUGGGAAGUCAAGUCUCAGCCUGGGCCCCUCAGCCACCCUUGGUCUCAUGCCUUGCCAUGGUUACCCUCAGGAACCCACCCUCUCCACGCCCAGCCUGUCCCACUGGGUCCUCCCAGCCUAGGCAACUACAUGGCAUGUGGCAAUAUUCGCUGCAUGCCAUGAGUCCAUGUCCUAUGCCUCACAAAUACUGCAGCUCACUGCAUUGUUUAGGAAUCUAAACCCUCUACCCUGUGUCCUCAGGCCCCUGGGCCUGUGUUCUGAAGCAUCUUGACUCUCCUGACAGGCUGCCUGUGACCUUGACUUGCUGUGAAGUCACCCUUCCCCCACAGCUCCUUGCAAACUGUUAGUUUGCAUGUGCUCUGCCUGGAACAACCCAAUCUAGCUGGUAAACGGCAUCUAGGAAGCCACAGGCCUGGCCUCCACUGAGAAGCCAAGCCUGGAGUAGGCCUGGGACUAUGCAUAUGCAUUAAGGGCCUGGUAGAGAAACCUUCACUCCAGGCAGACAGGGAGCUAAGGGCCUAGGGCUGAGCACCUCUCAGAGCAAGCUUUUACCCUGUUCAGAAGGAUGGGAGAAAGGAUGGAAGGAAAGCAGGGUAGAAGGCCAGGUAUAAGCCCAUGCAAAGCUGUAGGUUCACACGCCUUCAUGCCAGUGUAUGCCAGGAGGCACGUCCACUAGACUAAAACACAGUAACUGUGAUGGAAUAAAGAGCUGGGACUUCUCUCUGCCGGUGGAUGGGUAGACCUGUUGGUGCCGCGACCUCUCUGGCCUGGCCUUGCCUUUUCCAUUCGCAUGAGCACUGGGAGCACAUAGCCCUGUUGACUCGCCCGAUCCAGACUCCCAGGCCAAGCUCCCGACCCUAUCCACCCCACCACCAUCCCACCCACAUUUUCAGGGAAUACCUCGUUGGAGAAAGGCCCGAGACAGUGCAUUGCAACUUUAAUUCCAUAUCAAAAGUUGAUUUCUCCUUCAUUCCAUUUAUGGAACUUCCCUCCCUGGUUCUUCUUGUCUUUGUCCCUGUUGGUUUGAAGUGUUAGACUGUAGCCCCCGGUGUGUAAAUAAUGUACAUAGAGUGAGAAGAAAGAAACUUGAUAUUGAGGUGUUUGAAAUAUGGAACUGUAAUAACUCCUAGGUAUUCGAAACUUGUGAUUUCUGUGCCAUUUUCUGUAAAGAUACAAGUAAGAAUAAAAUUGACAUAAAAAUAG